Molecule: messenger RNA, 3493 nt
Organism: Folsomia candida
Lineage: Eukaryota; Metazoa; Arthropoda; Collembola; Entomobryomorpha; Isotomidae
Product: synaptosomal-associated protein 25-like
Exons: 7
Coding region: 2141-2779 (212 amino acids)
Biological process (GO): synaptic vesicle priming; synaptic vesicle fusion to presynaptic active zone membrane; exocytosis
Cellular component (GO): plasma membrane; SNARE complex
Molecular function (GO): syntaxin binding; SNAP receptor activity
Source: RefSeq, a predicted model, not a curated record
UAGCUUGCGUUGCUUGUGCAAAACUUUCCCAGGGUCUGCUUUCUCUCCUACUUUCUUUCUGAAUCUCUCUCUCUCUCUGCAGCAUCCCAAAAGCUACCUCAGUCAGUUUCAGAGUGGAAUUCCAACAGGAAAAAGCAGCCUCGAGCAGAUUCCGAACCUCAUCUCAGAGACCACUAUUGCUUUACAUCAUUGUAAGUACGAGACAACAAUCCGGGUUAUUAACUCGAGAAGAAGAAGGAACAAGGAAAGCAGAAGAAAAAAAUCAUGCGAGUAUAUAUAGACGAGUAAGCAGGCCACUCAACUUCCAGUUCAGUUGGAAUACUUUAAGUAAAUAUGCAAUCUUGAUCUCAAAUCUCGGUUCAAUUGACAAUUUGAGCUCGUAACAUAUAUAUUAUUGUCGUUUGAAAAAUUGAGACUUUGAUUUGGAAACUUGACACGGAGUGAUUUAUUGUUAUUAAAUUGUGAAAAUUGCGGUGGACGAAUCAGAAUUUGCUAGGAAGUCGAGUGGAUUUGUGCAAACAUAGCGGAACAAUUACUAAGAGGAAUACUUUCUCUUUGUUGUGGUGCUCCUCUUUGGAGGUUGAAGUGGUCACGAAUGAAUAAUAGAAACACUUGAGAUUAAAAACAAGCUCAUGAUACAUAUUGUGUGCUAAGAGGGCAAGUUUCUUCUUAAAAGGUGCGGUUUUUAGGGAAAAUUAUCUAUUCUGGUACAGAAUUGGUAUGCCUGGGGAGAGGAAUAACUUUUCAGACGUCAAGAAUUCCAAUUACAAUUCGUAUAAAAAUCAUCAGAAUUUCGCCUCUCUUUCCGUCAUCUGACUUACUUACUUUCACCGACUCGUAUCAUCGUGAGGAUCUUGUGGCAACCCUUGCACUCCGACUCUUGCACCCUUGCUUUGCUACAGAAUCAUGAGGAGAAAAUGAGACAAGCAGUGAAUUCCGAGUGAUAAGGUUUAAUUUCACUCCUCUCGAGUGAAAGUGGAUCGCAAAACGGAACGAAAUCUGACACCAAAAGUUUUCUCUCUCCGAUUCAUUUCCUCUCCUCACAUUGAGACAUUGUUGAUAAAGAAUUUUAUCUUUUUACGAUAUCGUAAUUUCCGACGGUGUGGCAUUGAAAACAACACAUAGAAAUAUUUCCUAACGUAUUUUCUUACCCUUCAAAAAAACAAACAUUCUAUGUACGUACGUACAAAUGUAUGUACGUACGUCAUAAAAAAUCCAAAAAAUCAAGAAGCAUCAAUAAUUUUGCAACAACCAAGACCUCCCUUUGGACACAGACGGGCAGGAUUUUCCCUAAAAGUUGGAAAUAAUCUCGUCUUCUAACAAAGAGAGAAAAGCGAGGCUGAGUUACACAGUUACACACACACAAGUAGAGUCACGACCACUUGUGUACCAUAAAUAUUUGAUCAUUUUUCCUCUUUCCUCAUCCAACGAUCCAGCCCACACCACGAUACGACUUUGAGACUCAUUUUAUCCGUCAGUCGAGCUUUCCACUUCAUGUCCAAAUACAUAGUCCAUUUAUUUAUACACGGGCAGCAGCAUUUCACCAUCCGUCCCAGUCCGAGCUCAACAUCCUGUGAAAUCGAAAUGAAGAAAUGAAAGGGAAAGUGAUCUUCUAAUGGUAUAAUAAAUACGUCUAAAAGCUUGCCCCCACAGGUACAGUUUCCUUCCUUCCUUCCCAGGAAAUCCCGGUAGGUAGUCCUCAACAGUUUUAAAGAAGAACAAAAAAAGUCAACUUUCUUUCUCUUUCGACUUUCCUUUAUUCGUUGGCAUUCAAAACGAGCAAAUAUUCGUCACGAGGAGGGUGAGAAACUUGAGUGAAAGUUAACUUAACAAGGCAGGGAGGAAACCCGUGAUGUGUUUUUAAAGUGUAUGUGAAUGACUCAAGGACGACGACUUUCUCUUGUUGUUGGGAAGAGGAAGAUUAGGAAAUUUAAUAGAUUUUGUGGUGGGGAUUCUACAAAAGUUGUGUAUUCAGUGGGAUGACGUAUGUAUGUAUGUACAAACAUCUUUAUUGGUAAUCGUUUGAGGGGACUUUCUCCAAGUCAACUGUACUGAGUAAUUAAACCCCAAUAAAUAUUUGCAUUUCGAGAGAAAUAAAGAAUCGGGAAGAGUAAAUAGUAAUAAAAAAAAGUUCAGUGAGAUGAACGCACAUCCUUCAGCCUCAAGCUCAAAGUCUAAUGAAUCAAAAUCAUCUGAACUUGAAGAGGUUCAAAAGAAAGUGGACGAGGUAACGGAUGAGUCGCUUCAAAGCACUCAAAGAAUGGUGGAAUACUGCGAACAGGCAAAGGAGGCCGGGAUAAAAGUGAUAGUGCAAUUAGACAAUCAAAAGGAACAACUGGAUCGCAUUCAGGAUGGGAUGACUAUCAUGCGUUCAACGCUGAUUAGAGCUUCGGAGAAUUUGCGAGGAAUGGAAAAAUGCUGUGGACUCUGCCCAAAUCCGUUUAAAAAGUCUCAAGUUGGGAACGACUCGAGUUUGUGGAGAGAUGAAAGUCAGGGCCACGCAGCAGCUUCUUCCCGGAGGACAAAAGCUCAAAGAUCUGCAACAAGUGCGGGAUACAUUGGAAGAUACACUAAUGAUGAGAGGGAGGAAUUGAUGGAGCAGAAUAUGGAAGUCGUCUCCACCGUGUUGUCAAACUUGAAAAACAUGGCCAUAGAUAUGGAGACGGAACUAGGCGUGCAUAGCGAGCAAGUCAAACUAAUUAAUAAUAUGGCCGAGGCGAACAACCUCCGUGUCAACGACGCUACUCGUAGAACACACGACCUCACUAAAGAUAACUGACAGGCGGAUUCGACUAACUCGCUUAAAUUGGACAAGUAGUGGUUUCGCGUGGGGGUCGUGGUCGUGGUGAAAGUUGAUAUAUUGUAUACGCUUUAGAAAAUAUAAUAAAAAUAUAUACUCGUCUAUCACCGGAAAUAGUACCACUGCAUAGAUUAAUACGCAAGUGGGAAUAUAAUGUAUAAUAGAUUAUACCCUCCUGAAUAUAUCAGUAUGUAAAUUAGUGUAUACAUAAAUUAAUGGUUAGUUUUGAAGCAAGAUUGAAACAAAUCACUUCUUUACAGCACCGAUGCAAAUUUUCAAUGCUAUUUUUCUGAGAACCUGCAAAUAGUAGUUUGUAUGUACAUAUAUAUUUGCAAGGAUAAACUGACCCCUCAUUAUUAAGGACGAUUGUACCUGCAUGGAUUGAAUACUUUGCCCAUGAAGUUCUGUGUGCUACUUAUAUUAAUCGAAUUCUACCUGAACCAUGGCCUCUUAAUUGUUGCGUGGAUUUUCAUAGUUUUCUUUAUUAAAUAGCAACUACGAAUGUAAAGUCUCAAAAUAUAUACUUGCGUACCUUAUUAUACUUUAAUAAUUACUAAAUAAUAUCAAAGUAUGAUUGUCUCCCUAUAAAGAAUAAAAUGUGAUUAAAGACAAUCAGGAUAUUGGCCAGUAUCAUAAGAGAAGAAAAUGUAGUAGCAAUAACUUGUGAAUUAAUAAUAAAGUGAAUAACUUAAA